Molecule: messenger RNA, 2934 nt
Organism: Plasmodium fragile
Lineage: Eukaryota; Apicomplexa; Aconoidasida; Haemosporida; Plasmodiidae
Exons: 1
Coding region: 1-2934 (977 amino acids)
Source: RefSeq, a predicted model, not a curated record
AUGGUAGAUUCGACAAAUUUUAUCAUCGUUGAUAACCGAAGUGAGAACAAGUCAAUUAGUGCAUCGUGUGAUCUAGUGUUGGACAAAAAUGGAAAUUCAAUUUUUAAAUCUUAUAAUGCUCUUUACAAAUUAACUUACAAGCACAUUUACAAAUACAAAAGGAUAACGUGCAUCAGCACCGAUGUGAUUUUUAAUGAGAAUGGGGGUGCGUACACGCCGCUGUACCACUACUACUAUGAGGACGUGAGCAGCCCCUGCUCGAGUCGGCGCGGAGGGGUCGACGCGGGGGCGCAGACCGAGGCUGACGAACCAAGCGGGGAGGUAAAGGAACAGCCAGCAGAACAGCCCGAAAAGCACUCCAUAGAAGAGCACGCGGAACAGCCCGUAGAACAGCCCGCAGAACUGAGUGACUCCGAGGCCGACGUGGACGAAGCCACCUACAACGAACGCGCGCCGAAGCAAAAGUGCCUCAAGUACUCCCUGUACGAGCUGCUGCUGCUGCGAUUUUUGGAAGUAAAGGGCGACGCCCACACCACCAACCCGGAAGAAGCCAACACAAGUGAAUUCUGCUUCAUCAAGGAAAAUAAAAAUAACAAGCCUCCUCUGAACAAAUUUAACCAAGACAGGUUUGCUCUGAACAACCCCAUGCAUGUCAUGACCCCAGGGUAUGCCUCCAACUAUGGCAACCAUGUUAAUUUCCCUAGCUACUCCAAUUUUGGGGGUCUACUAAACACCACUUCCAUUAACCCUAAUGGGGGAGGCAUCAUCCCAAAUUAUGUUAAAGUAAGACCUUCAUUUAAUGAACAAUACUACAAGAACAAUAAGCACCAACAAGGCUAUACGCCGCACAUGGUAAACAGCUUUAACAUUAGGUCUUUUAAAAAUGUAGAUAAUAAUUCAUACCACUUGCCUGAGAAUAAUUUGUUCAUUGACAAUGAGGGGAAAAUGCACCUAACUGGACAAGAAUAUAUCAUGACCAACCAGAACCACUUCCACAACAAGAUGGGCAUGAACAAUAAAUACGACAAGGAAAAGAGAGCGUUUCAUUUUUCUAAUGCAGGGGAGGUAGGCGGUGGUAGGGAUACCUCGCUGAUGCACGAUUUGUCGAUGGGGCAGGAACAGUCCACACCAUUUGAUCACCUCCGUCCACAUGACCACUCUGAAAAAAAAAAAAACCCAGCCAGUGAAGCGGAUCGAUAUUGGGAUCACCCUUCACAUUACGCCAAGAGAAACAACAAUGACAUAUUCACCCUGGGUGAUAUAAAAAAGUUUUGGAAGAAUAAUGAGAAGGCAAAGAAUCAGAAUUUCACCGACCAAAACAACUACAGCAUUUUUAAGGACAAUGAUGAGGAGGAGAAUCUUACCAAAAGCAAUUUCGCCCGAUGGUUUAAAAAUAAUAAUGCUAGUAAUCAGGAGGAGCCUGUGGACAUUUUGGCCUACGUCAAUGGUAAUAAUUCUAGCGGUGUGGAUAUUGGGGAAGGGAAAAAUGGCCCGAGGGACCUUGGCUCCGCGACCAGAGUGAGCAGGAACUACGAAGGCGGCCCCAUUGGCAACGUGGGCAGCAUUGGCAGCGUUGGCGGCGGUGCGAACUGGGGAAGUGGCGCCAAGGCGGAUGAUGGCGCAUUGGGCGCACACCCCCUGGGGGCCACGCAGACCGAUCAGCCCCAAAUAAGCAGCACCGUAGCGGAGCUCCUAAUGAAGCAAAUUUCAAUAUUAAAAGAGAGAAGUGGCUCGGAUUACGCAGACAACAGGGUUCGUGGGGAUGACCCAUUCGAUAACACCUGGCAUGGCAAUAACAGCAACGUGGGUAUGAGUCACCUUACCAGCUUGGCAAGUUUGAAUCACGUUGGUGCAAAUGUCAACCACCAUAUUGGGAGUGGGCAUAAAGAACUCCACCCAAGAGAUGGGGGAAAAGGUCUCCUAGACAUUUUCAGAUCGAGUAACUCUAAUAGAAUAACGAAUGACUCCCCAUGCUUCCACCUUCCUCGUCACGGAAGCCGUGGAAACAGCACAAACAACAAUUUGGCUAGCCUUGCCAAUGCCUCCAACAUGGCUAAUAUUGCAAAUAUGGUUAACCUGGCCAACCUAGCAAAUAUAACUAGUAACGAACAGUAUAAUAGGAGACACCAGAAACACUACGCUGAAGACAACACCUUGAUCUAUGGUAACCUCGUGGCAGACGCCGUCCAUAAUGAUGGCCUCAACAGAAGCAAUAAUGAUUUGAAUAAUUUGGAUGGCAUCCUUAUCAACAGGAGAUCAUCUCACCCCUUUUUUCAACACAACGGAAGCAAGGUUAAAACGAAUUCACCAAAUAACACCCUGGGCAAAAAAAUUCACAACGCUCAACAUUUUGCUCCAUUUAAUAGUACCAACCAAGAAGCAGUUAGAAAUCAGACCACUGCUCCACAAGGCAACAUAAAUAUAACUCCCAUUAUCAACUCGUUACUGCGUCUAGAUAAUGAUCAUGCACAGGGGGACAACAGCGGCAGUGUGGCCUACAAUGUGGAAGAGAACUCCAUUCCGGAGAGUAUUAAAAAUGCCAAGGUGAACAAUGUCUUGGACUCCCUCAAGUCCCUCUUGAAGGCUUCAAGGAAUGGAACCCCCAGUGGGGCCAACAACGAUAUGAGCGCCAUGCCCAGUCUGGGCAGUGUGGGUAGUGUAGGCAGCAUGGGAGGACUUCCCCUCGGCGGGAAUAGCAAACAUUUCGGCGGCGCCAAGGGUGGACACCACAAAAACGCAAACUACCACGCGCAACAAAUGUACCCACCACAACACAUGCACCAGCACUGCACACCACCAAUGCAAGAUUUUUAUAAAAAAAAAUUCACAAAGAAAGACAGCAUGAAAUAUAACUUCAAGCACGCGGACGUGGACAUCACCACCAAUGAAACUAUUAUGGUACAACGCAAGGAUGAAAGAAAAAGGAAAACAUGA